Eruca vesicaria subsp. sativa (arugula) is the source of this 606-nucleotide messenger RNA. The record is from the annotation of a GenBank genome assembly. NCBI's taxonomy places the organism in Eukaryota, Viridiplantae, Streptophyta, Magnoliopsida, Brassicales, Brassicaceae.
AUGUCGCGCCGGCUGCUUCCGGUGAAAGUGAACCAUCUCCUUAAGCAACCUCUCUUAUCAGUCAUGUAUUUACCUGAGAUUCCUCCAUUUCGAAAGAAGGAGUCGCCGGCUCAUCACUGUCACGACAGCCACGGUUCUGUUGCUCCUUCGUCCGCGGCCCCUCCGUCAUCUCACUGCGACGACGGACUCUUUGGUGUCCCUCCUGCAACACCAGAGAAUCUAUCUCACGAAGCUCAUCCAAACCUACCAGGUGUUCCUCCUGCAACACUCGGCCUGGUAUCAUCAGCAAGUGUACCUCAUGAGUCUCCUCCAAGUACACCAGAUGUUCAUCAACAAAUUCAAGAGACCAUGGAACAAGAACUAGCACCAUUCGUACCUUCUAAGGGAGCGUGGUCAAAGCCACUCGUUUUGAAGUUCCCUCCUCCAUGUACACCCCCUGAGCCAUCAACGCCUCACAGCUAUGAUCUUCAGUUGGUGCAGAGUCAGAUUGAGAAUUUUUGGCCUUCAUUGGAGGAAGGCAGCUCGGGGAAAAGGAAAACGAGGCCGUUGAGGUCGAGGAUCCUAAACCAAAAGCUCAAAUGUCUUUCUUACUUUGGUUUGUACUAA